AUGUUGAGCGUACGGGAAUACAUUGAUCUCUCCCCCUUUCCCCUAACUGAAGGAGAUGUGAAAUCGUUGGGCCAGACAGAUGAGGAAUAUAUUCCCCAUACCUGGCAAGAAAUAAAGGGUGUCAUAGCCGAGGGGGACAUGUCUGUCUUGAACAGAGCACCCUCUGACCUGCGGAACUAUAUACUCUGGGUCAGAGAGACGAAAAAUAAGAAUGAUUCUGUCAUAAAAUUUUUACUAAGAGAACGGCUACUCUGGCACCCGGACGACAAGGGGAAAGGCUUCAAUGAUACCCAGACGUCCGCUAGCCUCUCCUUUGAAUGCCAGAACGAAACACCAUUUGCUCACUCAGCGGACUACAAAAUUCUUCGUAACGACUGGCCAUAUGGCCUUGAGCGUAAUAUUGUGCACCUGGUCGUUUGGCUGAAGACUAGAAUUCUAGUUGAAGAGGACGGUCAAGGUGGCCCAACCGAAGAAUCACGCAAACUUAUCGAAGAUUUCGUCCACAGGACGUUCACUCAAAAGAUCAUGGAAAGGCACCAGCAAGUAAAUGGGAAUUACUCAAAUAAUAUAAUGGAGGAAAAGGUGAUGUGGUUUAAGAACAAGAAGAAGUGGCAGACUGUAGCAAGCAUUGAACAUAUCCAUGUCAUUCUUCGAGACGUCGAUGAAGAUUUGGUAAUUGGCUGGACAGGGCAAACGUCGAAAGAGAUCACAGCUCGAACUUACGUAUGGAAUGGACAGUGA
Microsporum canis CBS 113480 is the source of this 741-nucleotide messenger RNA. RefSeq lists its product as hypothetical. The transcript is spliced from 2 exons. Gene Ontology annotation, cellular component: cytoplasm. NCBI's taxonomy places the organism in Eukaryota, Fungi, Ascomycota, Eurotiomycetes, Onygenales, Arthrodermataceae. Gene Ontology annotation, biological process: N-acetylglucosamine metabolic process. The record is from RefSeq and is a predicted model, not a curated record. Bases 1 to 741 code for a protein of 246 amino acids.